This is a messenger RNA of Coregonus clupeaformis (lake whitefish), 1536 nucleotides long. RefSeq names its product ceramide synthase 2-like. The coding region runs from base 178 to 1377 and encodes 399 amino acids. The record is from RefSeq and is a predicted model, not a curated record. Gene Ontology annotation, molecular function: sphingosine N-acyltransferase activity; DNA binding. Lineage: Eukaryota; Metazoa; Chordata; Actinopteri; Salmoniformes; Salmonidae. The transcript has 11 exons. Gene Ontology annotation, cellular component: membrane. Gene Ontology annotation, biological process: ceramide biosynthetic process.
CGCUGCUUUGGCAUCAGUGGAAUCAAAGGGCACAGCGCAGUUGAAUAUUCAAUUGAUCCCCGACGGAGUUUUACAAAGAAAAGAGAGAGGGAAAACUCGCUGUUGGAUUGAUUAAUCGGUGAUUUAUCUUUUUAUUUGGCAACGCACCCUCAGUUACUCCAGCCAAUCUCUGACAGCAUGGACCUCUUGCCAGAUCUGUGGAGGCAUGAGUACUGGCUGCCUCCUGGGAUCACCUGGAGAGACAUGGAGCAGAUGGAGGAGUAUCCGUGUCCCCGUGAUCUGCUGUUCGCCUUGCCUCUGGCUUUAGGGUUCAUUGUCCUCCGUCUAGUAUUUGACAGGGUUGUGGCUCCCCCCUUGGGCAGAUGUGUGGGGUUGAAGAACAGAUUGUGCAUGGCUGUCGCUCCCUCCACAAAGCUUGAGUCCUUCUACACCCAACAAAACCGACAACCAUCUCAGAGUGAUAUCAUCAGUCUAAUGGCACAAUGUGACAAAACCCAGAGACAAAUUGAGACCUGGUUUCGUCACCGAAGAAACCAAGACAGGCCCAGCUACACCAAGAGGUUCUGCGAGGCUUGUUGCAGUUGGAGGUUUUUCUUCUACCUCAUAGCGUUCCUAGCUGGACUCACAACUUUGAUCGAUAGAUCCUGGUUUUGGGACCAGAGAGAAUGCUGGACAGGUUAUCCACAACAACCAAUUGAGAGGGCCCACUUCUGGUACUACCAGCUGGAGCUGGGCUUCUACCUCUCCCUUCUUCUCUGUGUCUCUGUGGACGUCAAGAGGAAAGAUUUCAAGGAGCAGGUGAUUCACCACAUUGUCACCAUCUUCCUGCUUGGUUUCUCCUACUGUUCCAACUAUGUACGGAUAGGCACUCUGGUGAUGCUGCUUCACGACUCCUCUGACUUCCUCCUAGAGUCUGCCAAGAUGUUCAACUAUGGCACGGGCUGGAGGAAGACGUGCGACACGUUAUUUGUCAUUUUUGCUGCUGUCUUCCUGGUGACUCGCCUGGUGGUGUUUCCCAGCAAAAUAAUCCACACAACCCUUGUGUUGUCCAUGGAAGUCUUUGAACCCUUCGCUGGCUACUACUUUUUCAACAUUCUACUGAUGGUGCUACAAGCACUUCAUGUCUUCUGGGCCUUGUUAAUCCUACGGAUGGCCAACAAGUUUCUAUUCUUGGGCAAGCUGGAUAAAGAUGAACGCAGUGAUGAAGAGAGUGAGCUGGAAGAGGGGGAGGAGGAAGACGAAGAUGGGGAGUGUUGUUGGGAGAGAAGUAAAGAAGCCCUGAACUCCAAACUGAAAAUGCUAAGCAAUAGCUUUGUCUUAAACAACCUUACCAAUCACAGAGCUGCUAUUGUGAGCAAGAUGCGCAAAGCGAGGUAGAAUUAUGAAUUUAGACAGAGUGAUUGUUUUCUGUCAACAAUUAAGUUACAUUAUAGACCAGUUCGAAUAGAGUACUUUUUCUCCAUCUGGGCAGGGGCGGUGUGUUCAAUAGGGCGAUAUGGGCGACGCACUGCCAAACGGGAAAAGGAAGGGAUUUUU